CCCGAUUGAAAUUUCUUUAAUUUGUAUAUUAUACAAAUUAAUUAUUAUUACGUUGAAUUACGGUUAAGGUUUCCUAGUUCAGUUACAGAUCAGUAAAUAGUUACUAGGUAAAUACAAUACUAUGUAGAAGUAUGUAGCGAUAUUAUCUUGUUGACUUUAAUUUGUAUAUCAACGCUUUGAAAGAAUACGAACAAAAUGUGGGGUAUAUUUAAAAAGGAAAUCUAGUGCGUGUGUAUGUAUGUGUAUGUGUCUCGUGUCCCCUUGAUGGGUUUUCGGGCAGAUGACGGGAGAUUCACUUCAAUAUAUACAUAUGAACGACAUUUUAUGCACGUAGAAGAGCUAAACGAUUUCUGUGUUCUGCCCGACUGAGAAUGUCCUGACCGGGUAUCUAACGCUAAACUCACGAAGGGAUUUUCAACAUUUCAAUAUAGUAAGGUAUUAUUUUUACGAUUUUUGUAUGUGUGUCUAUCACGUCUGUGUCACUCUGUGUGGUAUGUAUGGAUCUGAAUUUAUUUUACAAUGUCGAAAGCUGCCAGUUGGCAUAGCUAAUAGAUUUUAAUAAAUUGAUGUUUUUUUGUUAUUAAACUGAUAGUAUUUUGACAACUUUGACGUAAUGAUUUUUUAGUGCUUUUAUUAUUAAAAAACCCUUUUAUAUUUAAUUAUUAAAUCAAACUUUCUUUUCAAAUUGUUAAGAAAGCGCUUAAGUCGUGUGGGAUGAAAAUUUCAAGUUAAAAUGGGCGACGGGUUAAAGAUAACUAAAGAUAAGCGUCAUAGAAGUUCUAGUAGUAUCGCUGGAGGCCCUUUAGAUGGGACACGUUCUGAAAGAAAAUUGGAUUUAAGGGCAUCUAUACCUGAAGUCGAUGACCAAUUUGCUUUAGCGGAAGCAAGGUGUGAUGAAUUGCAGGAAAAAAUUGAUUUAGUGAAGGGCCUAAAGCGUAGGCGAAAACUUAAAAAACGAAGUAUGACUCAUUUUACAGAGCAGGCAAUGCCUGUCGAAAAUGUUCCAUUUAUAAGUGUAAGGACUCAACCUAAAAAGACCUUGAUGGUUACAGAGGUGUCACAGCAAGCAGCAAGGUUGAGACGACUAGAGACGCCCGCAAAUCCGACCCGGGGCUAUUUAGACCCGGCCACGUUAGAACAACACCAAAUGGUAGGUCAGGUCCGAGGGUACAAUCAGAUGUUUUGGCAGCCGAACAAGCAAAGUAAUGCUGCUCGGAAAUCGCCUAAGCCUCGCGACCGUCGCGGCCAUCCAGAAGGAGACGCUAUGUAUCGCCUGGAUUAUUCAACGAACGUAAAAGCAGAGCCUCAUGAGGUCGCUUGCGGGGAUGACGAUGUAGUCGGCGACUAUUCGGAUGACAAUGUUAAUAACCAGCAAUAUAACGAUUUUUAUCUAGGGUCAGUCACGAUGAAUAAAAAGCAGCAUGAUGGAAAAUCUCAAUCGAAGCAAACUGGCAAUCGUCGACGUCAUGUACCAAAGGAAGCUUCGAUCAAGGAAGCGCCUCCACACUGGAUGUACGGUGUAAUAGAUCAUUCGCAAGAAGUGAAUAGAGCACCCGGAUAUGGAAAAUAUAAACAGCAAAAUUCAAAAGAAAUGCAGAGCACUGGCACAGGAGUGAAUCAAUCUGAAGAAAGACCCGUAGUAGAGUUAUUUAAUAAGAGUCGUAGCAGUCCGUCUGCCGAUUCUGGGCAACGGCAAGCGUAUCAAAGGAUUUCGUCACCCGAUGCAAGAUCUAAAAAAGUUCGUGAUACACAAGCCUAUGUUGAUGAUGGCACAAUUCCACACAGUGACGCUACGGCGACUCCGGUGGAAACUGUGAAAAAGCCAAAGGAGCACCGUCAUCCACGUCGUGUCAAGUACCGCAGUCGUCAUUACGAAUUGCCGACCGUGGCAUCUCAGAUGAAACAGGCGGGCAUGCGUUGUUACUAUGGCAACGCGAACCGCACGAAUAUCCCCUUUAUAGUGAGCAAGAGUACUGCGCCCUCGCAUAAUAUUGGUGUUAAUAUCCAGCAGGUUUUGAAUGGUCUUAAAAUACAACAGCCUUUAUCUGGAAUUCCUCUGACGAUUGCGCAUCAUAUGGGUUUGGGGCACAUACCUACGUAUGGGACGAAAAGUGCUACAGUGACACCAUCUCUAGACAACCGCGAGAUCAACGCAAUCAGAGUGGGCAGGCGUUUGUUGCGUCUGCCCUCGUACAAGUACAUGUCGUACAACCGUCUGCUGAGCAUGUACCGCGAGGGAGACGGCAUGGUGCCAAAGUUCCUGCGGGCGAUCAGCCGGCCGCACUACUUCUACACUUCUAUGUAUAACAGUCUGACAAUGAAUCGGGAUGACUUCGACAACGCGACGUCCAAAGGCCAGGGCGGGUGUCAGGAGGCCAAGCAGAGCCUGGCGGAGUAUGCUAGCUUGUACCGCGAGUACGAGCAAGUGGAGAAGUGUCUGAACGAGAACUAUGACCCGGAACUAGAGAGACGUAAAGAAGACUUGUCGCGGCAAUUGGCAGCCCGUGAGGAACACAUACGCAAGGUUGUCCAAGAUUUCCGAAACUCAACUGAAGGCGAUAUGCCGCUAAGAGCAUCUGCUUCAAACGCAGAAGAUGGCUACCGGCAUUCAAGCUACAAGAUCAACCAAGACGGAUCACACCAAUGAUACGAGCUUUACUAAAAAUUGGACCAAAUUAUAUGUGCCCGUAGAGCAUUUUUGUCAAGUACAUACAAAUAUAUAUUUAUGAGGGUUCUUGAAAAUUCAGGUUCUUAAAAUAACAGUUAUCAAGCUGGAUCUUCUUUCUAAAUUAAUAAUCUAUCUCACGGAUGCCAUAAGAGAUAGGUUAUGUUCGCGGGUCGUUAAUGUUUAUCUAUAAUAAUAUAUAGAUAUUAUUGGGGAAGAAUUGCUGAUGCAUUUAUUCCUUGUAAGAUUCGAAAAUCAGCAUAGAUUCUAUAAAGAAACUGUUCCAUUGUUCAUCAAUAAAACAUUUUACUUGUCGACGCUGUUCCAUGCUGUCGAAUAGGUCGGGUUCCAAAACGUUCUAAUUAGGUUUAGCUUGAUAAGGAAACGUAGUCUAGUGUUAGUUCUGGGCUUAAUUUCCAGUAGAAUUAUAUUUAUUUGUAUAUUUUGAUAUCUACUCAAUAAAUUUUUAAAAAUUUUUGAACAACUCUAAUGCAUAUUUUAUAUUAUCAAUGUUAGAAAGCUUAUGAUUGUUGCGAUAAAUUAGUCAUUGUGU
Molecule: messenger RNA, 3218 nt
Organism: Colias croceus (clouded yellow)
Lineage: Eukaryota; Metazoa; Arthropoda; Insecta; Lepidoptera; Pieridae
Exons: 17
Coding region: 734-2647 (637 amino acids)
Source: RefSeq, a predicted model, not a curated record